AAUAUAUAGCCACAUUGGCCAGUACCGUUCGCUCGCAGGAAUUGAAUACACACGAUGGAUCUGUAUUACCACAUUCGCUCACCACCAUGUCAGCCGGUUGUAUUUCUGGCCCGCCAUUUGGGUCUAGAGUUUAACCACAUAGUGACGAGCAUCUACGAUCCGGCGGACUUUGAAGUGCUCAAGAAAGUGAAUCCACAACACACCAUCCCCACGCUGGUGGACAAUGGCCAUAUUCUGUGGGAGUCGUACGCCAUCCUGAUCUAUCUGGCGGAGAAGUACGCACUGGACGAUAGUCUCUACCCAAAGGAUGUUUGCGAACGAUCGAUCGUACAUCAGCGGCUCUUCUUCGAUAGUGGAAUGUUCCAGAACACCACACUGCAGGCUUUAUUGUCGCACUUGCGCAACAACCCAAUCACGGACGAGCAUCUGGCCAAGGUGAAGCGCGGCGUGGAGAUAGUGGAGAUGUAUCUCACGGACAGCCCGUACGUUGCCGGCCAGAAGCUGACCAUUGCCGAUUUUUCGAUCUUUGUAAGCUUCUGCUCGCUCGACAUGAUGAAGUACGACCUGACGGCGUACCCGAACGUGCAACGAUGGUUCGCAAAGAUGGGCACGCACAUUCCCGACCUGGAGCCAACGCGCAAAACGAUCGAGGAGGAGCUCCGGGCUCUGCUGCAAUCGAUGAACAAGUAAGGUACGGAGAAGAGACACGAUACGGUCGGAUCACGUCAGUGCUGUAUGAAGUGUGCUUUUACAAUAAAGUGCUAGGCGAGGACUCGGCGGAAUGACUGCGGGUGUUAGAAACCAGA
Molecule: messenger RNA, 806 nt
Organism: Anopheles coluzzii
Lineage: Eukaryota; Metazoa; Arthropoda; Insecta; Diptera; Culicidae
Product: glutathione S-transferase D4-like
Exons: 2
Coding region: 55-690 (211 amino acids)
Biological process (GO): glutathione metabolic process
Molecular function (GO): glutathione transferase activity
Source: RefSeq, a predicted model, not a curated record